CCAAAAGGGGGCGGGGGCUUGACGCAGGGGCAAAGUACCCGGAUGCGCUGCUGUCAUCUGUAGCUGACCCUCCCGGGCUCGCGGACGUGAUGCGGGGACACAGGCGUGUGUCCCUCAGUGGAUGUAUUACGGCAGAUGCAGUGUGCUGCUGUGAUCGCUAGAGAGCGCCGUGUCGCCCACCAGCGAGCCGACAUGCGGCUGGACGUUCUGCUGUACUGGCCCAAUGUGGUUGGAUACAUUAGGAUCGGACUCGUGUUUGCUGCGUGGACUGCCUCCGAGACACCAGCAGUCUUUGUCUGUCUCUACUCAGUCUCCAUAGCACUUGACGGAGUGGACGGCUGGCUGGCGAGGAGGCUGGACCAGAGCUCCAGGUUUGGGGCCUGGCUGGAUGUAGUGGUGGACAACCUGGGCAGAGGCAUGCUGUGGAGCCUGCUGUUUGAGUGGGGUUGGCUGGUGUCUGCAUUGGAGUGGUGUGUGUUUGUGUGUAACCACAAUGCCAGAGGCGACCACUGGAAGAACAAUUUCACCGCCAGCCCUCGAUUCAUACAAGCCAUCAUGGCAAACGGGUUUCGGACAGCUCUUGGCACAUGGGUGGUGAGCGGGCUGCACUGCCUCCCGCUGUGGCUGUAUGGGUAUCGGUGGGGUUUACUGUCCCACUGGCUUUAUCUGCCUCCCUGGAUCCAGGCUCUGGGGACUCUGCUGCUGGCUGCGGGCCGCCUGCUGGCUCUGUCAGCGGAGAUAUGGUGUAUAUGGACACACAUUGAAUACCUCACUGCAGACAAGCCAGAGGAGAAAAAGAACUGAAAGACAACUUCCACUGUCCUGUCUACCCUGGAAUAAUGCUGACAUUGUUCCACCGCCUCUAUAAAGCUGAACAAACCCAGCCAUUGCUGUGGGAGAAUGUGGUAAAAUGAGCUACACUUUGUUCUGCUCUCGCAAAAAAUGUGUAUUUAUUUCAGACAUUACCUACCAUAUCGGAUGUAUCUGGACAUUAAGAUGAAAAAUAAUGUGGCUGUUUUAGAGGUACAAGAUUAACAGUGAAACCAUCUGACAGCAAGAAUAGUAUUUUUGAUCUCUCGCUUCAGUUAAACAAUUGGGGAUCUGAAUUUCUCUCUUUAAACCAGCGAACAUGAUCGAUUUUGUGCAUGGCUGCUGAGAUACAUGUGAAAAAGAAGCCUCUUUGGGUUGUUGAACCCAUAUGUUUUGCUUUUGCUUUAUGAAAUGACAGCAGCAACCAAAGGGAGAGGCUUUUUGAACGCGUAGAUCACACCAAUGUUGACCAGAAAGCCUGUAUCUGCAAGGGAUUCAGUUUUGUGUACACCUGCACACUUCCUGCAAAACAUAACAAGAAUGUGUGGCUCAAUGUUUGAGAAUGUUGAAGAGUGUGGAAUGUCUUAGCUGAGGCAACUACAACAAUAUAUUACUUUGUACCAUGGAAACCUCAUAACUGCAGUUUAUUCUCAGUUUUACUCUAGCAAAAGGCUAACUGGGUUAGGAAAAAAAUCCCCAAACCAUUUCAACCUCUAUAAAACUGCCAAUAAACACAAAGAUACAGCAUUUGUACCAAAACAAGGGUUUCAUGUGAUGGCAAUCAUGUUUAAUGUCUGUCUUAAUGUUUUUGCUUUUGUGCAUGGUGUUAAUUAUUAGGUUAACAGUUGAAAUAGGUAAUGUACCAUGCUUUUUGGGUAGUCUCAUGAAAAAUGUAUUGUGUAUAUAAAGUAUUAGAUAUGUUCAUAAAACCAUUUGCCCAUGAAAUGCAUACAGAUGUUACACCCGGAGCCAUCCAGCUAUCCCUGUGCACUGCCAACAAUGCGCAACACAUCUGCCAUUUCUACACCUUCCUACACAUUUCAUUGAAUGCUUGAUAAAUGAGCUGUAUUUUCAACUUUAACAAUAAUCCUAUUUGUAGUUGAUGGACCAUGAAGAUAUUUUUGAUAGUCCUUGAAUUUCACCAUAUUUCUAAUAAGGGUAUCAUACAGUUAUGUACAUGUAAAAGGACUGUUUUAGAGGACACACUUCAACUGAGUGGACCUCGUUGGCCUUGCUGGACAUUAUUCAGCAGAAUGCUUAAUUUCUCUACAAUUGCAGGUAUGUGGGUUUUUGCACGGGUAUGUCUUUGCUGUAAUAUUUUACAGGAAAAGAAGUAUUUUGCGUAUUCAUUUGAUGAGAAUUGUAUUCAUCUUUUUGUGAUAUUGCUGUGCACUGUGCUCACUUUUCAUUCUGGACCUUUCCUGGGGAAGUUGCAGAGCAGUUAUGCAGGAGAGACCCUGUGAAUACUCUGAUUCUCUACAAUCCUUGCAAUAAAAUGCUGAAAGACA
This is a messenger RNA of Siniperca chuatsi (mandarin fish), 2318 nucleotides long. RefSeq lists its product as uncharacterized. The coding region runs from base 136 to 804 and encodes 222 amino acids. Gene Ontology annotation, molecular function: phosphotransferase activity, for other substituted phosphate groups. The record is from RefSeq and is a predicted model, not a curated record. The transcript has 6 exons. Gene Ontology annotation, cellular component: membrane. Gene Ontology annotation, biological process: phospholipid biosynthetic process. Lineage: Eukaryota; Metazoa; Chordata; Actinopteri; Centrarchiformes; Sinipercidae.